Molecule: messenger RNA, 1455 nt
Organism: Beta vulgaris subsp. vulgaris (sugar beet)
Lineage: Eukaryota; Viridiplantae; Streptophyta; Magnoliopsida; Caryophyllales; Amaranthaceae
Exons: 4
Coding region: 1-1455 (484 amino acids)
Biological process (GO): DNA repair; telomere maintenance
Molecular function (GO): DNA helicase activity
Source: RefSeq, a predicted model, not a curated record
AUGGUUGACAAGCAAUGCAGUAAGCAUUUUCCAAAGAGGUUUAUUGAUUCGACUAAAGUGGAUGAUGAAGGAUAUCCGUUUACAGGCGAAGAGAUAAGAUCUACAGUUGAUAAGGGUGGAGUUCAUCUUGACAAUAAAUCCGUACUAGACAUGCCCCAUAUCGACAAUACGAAAUUCCUAUCUUGGAUGAAAUGUAAUGAGAAAUAUGAAGAAGCCAGGGCGAUUAGUUAUGUGGAGUUUCCUACAAGAUUUGUUUGGAAGCAGGCGUUGAGGGAGUGGACACCAAGAAAUAAAGGCUUUGCAAUAGGUCGAAUCUACCACGUAUCGCCGGGAUCUGGUGAGAAAUUCUAUCUUAGGACGUUGCUAAACUUUGUUAAAGGAGCGACGUGCAAUGAAGACAUUAGAACAGUUGAUGGUGUAGUGUAUCCUACCUUCAAGGAAGCUUGCUAUGCAAGGGGAUUACUUGAUGAUGAUAAGGAAUAUGUUGACGCAAUCACGGAAGCGAGUUUUAGAGAAUCAGGGCACUACGUAAGACAUUUGUUCUCCAUGUUACUGUUAUCUAGGAGUAUGUCGAAGCCGGAGGAUGUUUGGCAUAAGACUUGGAGGUUACUAUCUGAUGAUAUUUUGUACAAGCAGCGCGGUAUUCAGAAAAAUAAAGAACUACAGUUAACAGACGAUCAAAUUGAAGUGUUUGCGUCGGCGGAGAUUGAAACCAUGCUCCAAAGUAAUGGCAACAGCUUGCGUAGAUUUAGUGAGAAGCCAUUUCCGGAUGAACUAAUCAUGUUUGAAGGACAAAACAAGCUUAUUGCAGAUGAGCUUUCUUAUGACAUAGAGGAAAUGACGUUGGAACACGAUAAAUUGUUUAAGGGUCUAACUGAUGAGCAAUCCAUCAUUUAUCACAGAGUAAUGGAUGCUGUGUCAAGUCAAGAAGGAGGUGUGUUUUUCGUCUACGGCUACGGAGGUACCGGAAAAACAUAUGUCUGGAAGACAUUAUGUGCUGCCGCAAGGAAGAUGGGCGAAAUUGUAUUGCCUGUAGCUUCGAGUGGAAUUGUUUCUCUCCUCCUUCCACGGGAAGAACGGCGCAUUCGAGAUUUGGUCCUAACACUUACUCGCAAUAUGAGACUUCAAUCAGGUUCUUCUAAAUCUUCUGCUGAUGAACUGCGAGAAUUUUCGGAGUGGAUACGAAACAUAGGAGACGGUAAGGCCGGAGGUCCUAAUGAUGGAGAAGCCGUAAUUGAGGUUGCAAAAGAUAUUCUUAUAGAUCUAGGCCUCGAUCCAAUUUCAGCAAUUGUUGAUAGCACUUAUCCAAACCUACAUGAGCAUAUUUGGGAAGCUAAAUAUUUCCAAGAAAGAGCAAUUUUGGCGCCUACGAAUGAGAUAGUGGAGAUAGUCAAUGAUCAUGUUCUAUCUACCAUUCACGGAGAAGAGAAAGUGUAUUUGAGUUUGGACGCAUAA